This is a messenger RNA of Stylophora pistillata, 14438 nucleotides long. RefSeq names its product intermembrane lipid transfer protein VPS13D. The record is from RefSeq and is a predicted model, not a curated record. Gene Ontology annotation, biological process: protein retention in Golgi apparatus; mitochondrion organization; protein targeting to vacuole. Gene Ontology annotation, molecular function: protein binding. Lineage: Eukaryota; Metazoa; Cnidaria; Anthozoa; Scleractinia; Pocilloporidae.
UGAAGUAAUUUCGAGAACUGGUAGUGUCAGUUAUUUAGCCGUUUUUUCGGCUACGUGUUACCUAAUUUACUAACACGAUGUGAUAUGUUUUAUGCGAUAUUAUAGACGUCGCAAAUGAGUGGCAACAGUGUAGUUGUGCAACGUGUAAUUCGACCAACGCCGCGAUUUAAAUAUUCAUUGAGGGACUUGUAAAGUCAUGUUGGAGAGCUUGGCCGCAUGGGUUCUGAGAACUUACGUUGGAGAAUACGUGGAAAACCUAAACACUGACCAGCUUUCCAUCGGCUAUGGUACUGUUGAUCUUCAUAAUCUACCUCUGAAAAAGACAGCUCUGAAAGGUCUUGAGCUUCCAUUAGAAGUAAAAUCUGGAUUCAUUGGUCAUUUGCAACUCUCAAUACCCUUGCGUCGACCAAAGUCUGAGCCAUGGAUUGUACAUAUUAAUAAGCUUUAUCUUGUUGCUGGACCUCUUAAACAUUCAGAGUACAAUGAAGAAGAGGAAAAAGAGAGGGAAAGGACACGCAAGAAGAAACGCCUGGAUGCAUUGGAAGGUCAAUGGCUUGCUGGCAGAAAUGACAAUAGUGGAGGCUUCUGGUCUGGUUCAUGGUGGCCGUCCUUGUACUCAUCAUUCUCAACAACUAUUGUUGAGAACUUACAGCUUGUCAUUAGUGAUGUACAUUUUCGCUAUGAAGAUGCAACAACUAGGGAGUCUGUCCCUUUUUCAUUUGGAAUAACUAUUGAGAAGCUCUCAGCUCAUUCUACCAAUGAAAAUUGGAAUCCAGAGGAGAUCAUCCAAAAUGAACGCACAAUCAAGUACAAAUUGAUUGAGCUUCAAAACAUGGCUAUUUACUGGGAUACUGAUGUGACCCUUGUGGGUGAUCUGCCAUCCAGAGAUCUUGAGAGUGCCCUUCGACGAAUGAUCAAUAGAAACCAAGGAAAAGCUGGCUUUUGUAAACAUCAAUAUAUCUUGGAGCCAACAAGUGCACAAGCUAGGAUGAAGCGCAACUCUAGUGCUUUGCCCCUCAGGUCACGGCAAAUGCCACGGUUUGUGGUGGAUGUCCAUGUAGGAAAGAUUCCAUUAUCACUUGAAGAAGCACAGUACAAGAUGCUGAUUGCCCUUAUGGAUGGGUUUGAGAGGCAUUUUAGACAGCGCCAUUAUUUAAAAUGGAGACCAAAACGUCCUAUUAGGAACAAUGCAAAAGGAUGGUGGAAGUUUGCAUUUACAUGCAUCAUGGAGUCAAUUAAAGAGAGAAAUAUACGACAAACUUGGAGCUUUGCGGUGAAACGAGCAAGUGAUGUGGUGAAAUAUGUGAACCUAUAUUCACAGCAUCUUAUAACUGGUUCAGUGGAACCUUCACUCAAGGAGGAACAAAAUCGUAUUGAGGAUGAGUUAACAUUUGAGGAGCUGGUUGUGUUAAGAUCUAUUGCACAAACAAGGGCAGAAAGUGAAAUCAGUAAGAUUCAAGCAGACACCAAAGUUCAGGAUUUGCAGAAGGGGGUACCAGACCAGGUCCCUUCUGCCUCAGGAGGAGGAUCUGGGGGUUGGCAAGGCUGGUUAACAGGGUGGUACAGUUGGUACGGAACAGAUACUACAGAUGGAACAGCACCUGGAGCAAAAAUAGAGACUGACACAAGUCAAGUGUUCAUGGGAGAACCUCCUACUACCAAGGAGGAAGAGGAAUUCCUCGGUGAGCUGGCUGAUAGCCAUCUCAGUGAAUCCAUCUUCAAUAGAGAUCAAGUGUUUGCACACUUGAACUUCAGAUUGGACACAGGCUCCUUUAAAUUGGUCAAUACCAAACAAUCAAACUCUUUUUCUCAAACAACAACUGUCUUGCCAGUUGUUGAGGUGGAGUUUUCAGACUUGAGGUGGAAUUCAGAAAUGCGGCCUCGCUCUAGCACGUGGGAGUUUAGCAUGAGUCUGGGGGCUCUGUUUGUGCGAGAUAAACUCACCACAGGAACACUGUUUCCAGCUUUGGUCUGUCCUCAAGGUAGAGAGUCCCAGAAAGUCUCCCUUACCAAAAAACAACAAGCAACAGUCGUAAAAGGUUCAGUUGGAGCUAUGGUAACAUCUGCAGCAACUUUGGGACUCAAUAUUUUACAAGACAUGAAUGAUCCAGUGUUUGAAAUGAAAUUUGAAUCUUUACCACCUGCAAGUAAAGUUGGUUACAGAUUAUCGGUAACCACACAGCCUCUGGAUGUUGUAUACAAUCCCGCAGUGCUUAACCACAUCUCAGAGUUCUUUUCCCAUACAUCGAUGGAAGGUGCCCAGGCCCUUCACAUUGAGAGACAGCUUCGUGAAGUAGCGCGUGUCAGAUAUGAGGAGCUUAAAAACCAAACCAGAGCUGAACUAGUUCAAACACUUGAUGCAAUGAUGGAUGGAUCAGAUAUGGGCCAGUCAAAGAGGUGGGAUAUUCAACUGGACAUUUCUGCACCUAGAUUUCUUGUUCCAGAGAGCUUUCAGGACAAGAAAGCCUCAAUGGUUUUGAUAGACUUUGGUCAUUUAAGUUUUGUAAACACUCAAGCUCUUAACAGGAAGAAGACAAUUUCAGAGGGUCAAGACUCAAAACCGGAUAUGGAAGAUGACUCUUUUGUGACCCCUCCCAGUACCCCUCCGGUAGGUGAGGAAGAGGAAUAUAUGUCAAUCAGUGAUUCAACAGAUGCUCUUCUCAGUGGAGUGAGCAAUCAGACUAUCAUUGAUAAGAUGUAUGAAAGGUACACCCUAGACUUAUCCGACAUUCAAAUGGUAGUGUGUAAUGUAAAGGAAGACUGGUCAGAAGUUGCCAGCAAACCAUUCCUUACAAGUGAUGCGCAUGUUGUGGACAAGUUUACGAUAUCAAUCCAACUGGAAAGGAGACUUCUCUUUACUGCUGAUCCCCAGUAUCCUGCAGUGAAUCUUCAUGCCAAACUACCAAGUUUGAUACUACAUAUUAAUGAACACAAGCUUCAAGCCUUGACAAAGUGUGUCAAACAGCUGAGUCGACCGAAGGUAUCCAACCCCACACCACCGGUGACACAACAACGAAUUGUUGCCAGUUCUACUCCACUGCCCCACGUCGAGAGAAUUGACAGCAGCUUGGAUGAUGUGUACUACAGUUUGUACAGUAGCAGCGUCACGAUUCCUGAUAUGGUUAAGGAUUCACCAACCAGGCGAAUCGGCAAGUCCACUGUGGAUACAACAUUGGAAGAUAAAACGAAAGAGCUCAUGGAAGAGUCUAGAAUGCUUCUUGUUCAAUUCAGUAUUGACAGAGUCUCCUUGGGUGUUCACAGCAUGGGUUGCUUGAUAGCUGAGCUUCAAGUGCUUGGAGUAAAAGUAUGUCACUUAAAGAGACCUUAUGAUUCAGUCACAUCCUUUGCUGUUCAUGGAGUGCAUCUUGUAGAUGCGAUGCAGAGUUUUGGCCCUGACUACGAACUUCUUUUGUCUUCAUGCAAACCUCACCUCACAAAUUCUCCAGGAGACAAAACUAUUAGUUCUUCAAAAAGUGAAAAAUCCUUCUCCGAGACGGUGAGCGGUGCCUUCUCCGUGUUGGCUGAUAUGGUGAGACCAGGCUCUAAGAGAAAAUGGCAGGACAGUGAUGCUUCAUUCUCGAGCGAAACGACAGCCGUAAUGGAGGAAGAAGAUCUUAUCACAUUUGAAUACCAACAUUAUGAUGCUGAUAGCCCUUCUACCAAAAACAGAAAUGGCUGUGGUGUAAAUCUAGUUAAUCUGACUUUCAACAAGCUCAACAUAAUUGCAAACCAAGAAACCCUGGCAGCAUUGGUUCAGUUCUUUAACACGGCAUAUACUUCCGGUGAAUCUGGUGCUAGUUUUGGAGAAGUGCCAGCAGUGUUAGAGGAGUCUUCUACUGAUUUCUACUUACCACAACCUGAUGAUCAGUUGUCCGAGAUGACAGAGGUGACUGCGUCCUUCAAGUCGAUUAGUGUCCUUGUUAUAAGGAGCAUUAAGAUGAACGGUGUUAAAUCUGUGCGAAAGGUAGCGGAGGUGUCCGUUAGCGAAGUUCAACUGAAUGCCUCCCUUGGUGAAAAUCAAAAUAUCGAAGGCUCCCUCGGCGGUCUCAGAAUGACUGACCUUACUCCAGAGGGCUCCCUACACCGUUCUGUGUAUACUUGUGGAAGUCUUGGCGGAGGAGAUGUUUCCCCACGAGAUUCAUCAUAUUUAUGGUCAGUGCCAGAGGACAUGUUAGAUGGACCUAGCGAUCGAAAGGCUUUUACAUUUACACUCUUGAUUCCGAAGAAGGGCGGACAGUAUCCAGUUAUUGCUAUAGAUAAAGGUUCUCAAGGGGACCUGGAUGAUGCAGAGAUUGCAAGAAACAUUCAGCUAAGCGUACGCAUGGCUUCCGCUCAGUAUACUCACACGCACAGGUUUCUUUCAGAACUUUUAUUAUCAGCUGGAGAUUAUGCUGAAUAUGCUACCCAGUUUGGAGAAAGUCUUCGACAAGCUGCCAGUAAUGUUGCUAUGGGUCUUGUAAGUAAGAAGAGGGCGUUGGCCGAAGGACUUGAUUAUCUUUCCUCAUCGUUUGUAACAACUGCUGCACAAGAUGAUAGGAGUCUAGGAAGUCGCCAAGGUAGCAUAUUCUUCGAAGGUGACAGUGAUUAUCUUCAAGAGAGUUGUGACUUUGUGGACAGUGUUCCUGUGAAACCCAAUAAAAGAGUUUACACAUGCAUCACGGUGGACUCGCCGAUUGUUCAGCUACCAACGUCGUCCUCAAGUACAGAGAUCCUUGUUGCCCAUCUAGGCAGCAUUACAAUAAGGAACACGCAUUUGAUAGAACUUGUGGAACAGGAAAGUGACACAGGGCACUUAACUGGUGUUGAACAUGACAUUGAUCGAUUAUUUGUGGAAGUAAAGGACAUGAGCUUGUACUGCACAGCAAUGGACACAGGUAGAUCAGGAAGGGCUUCUUCAUCGUCGUUUUCCGAGCCAUUUACUGGCCCAAACGUCGUGCAUUCACCCAAAUGCUCCAGCGUGCACAUACUUCACAAGUCAGCAUUUGAACUUGUUAUCGACCGUCGUUCGGAAGAUGUGGGUGCACUGGCCAUGGGUGCAGUUUGUACGUCAUUGCACUUGAAAAAACCGACGAUUCAAAUUUCGGGAAAGGUCACCACUCCACUAAAACUUGAACUAUCAACUCAUUCCUAUCGUCAGCUGUUUGAUACCAUAGAUAACCUUGGCGGUAGUAAGGAAACAGUGCCUAUUCCUCCACCUGCUGGAAUGCACAGUUCCUCUAUAGCUAGUCCCACCUCCCAAUCACCAAGCACUCUUUCUCCAAGUUCAUCAGCUUCGAAUUUAGAGGCUUGUAUUCCUGACAAAGUUCUGCCAGAAAAGCAUGUUACAUUUAUCCCAAAUCUCGUGGAAGAGAACGUUCAUGAUGAAUCAACUGCUCACUUUGAGAGUGAAUCUGACGACCCCACUCCAAUACGUGCAUUAUUUGAGGUGCCCCACUUAAGCAUCAAACUCUGUGGUGAGCUCAACAAAGUUGAUCACGACUUUGUCGACAUAAUGUUUUCUGACUUCAAUUUGGCUUAUGAGCACACAAGACCAACUGUUACUUUGUUCAACGUCUCUCUCGGUGGUCUUCUCGUGGAAGAUCUACUUCAGGAGCAAGAAUCUCCUUAUCGAUAUCUCAUUUCGUCUUCUGUUCCACGCCAACGUCACCUUAAAGAACGUUCUCUGUCUACGUGCCCUUCGAGUCUUUCCUUAUCUUGUCCUGUCGUUUCUGACGCUGGCCUUCACUCGCAUUUUUCUUCAUCAGUUCCACACUGUCUUCCCACGUCAUCCAGACAAGGGCCAUUUCGUUCACUGGCUCCGUUGAGACCAUUGUUAAAGAAUCAAAAAUUUCCUUCCAUGCCUUCUGUUAAUGCUACCUUGGAUAGCGAAUCCUCGGUAGAAGAAGAAGACCUGGGUACUUCAAAUACAGUCAUCAAAGACAAGAAAGGAAGUAACCUUGUGCACAUCAAUGUCCAUUUGAUUGACAAGAAUGAUUUAGAAUUUAGUACCAACUACAACUCGGUCAACCGAAUUAUAGAGGUGGACUUCAAUUCGCUAGAGGCAAAUUUAAAUUUACAAACUUGGGUAAUAGUGUUAGAAUUCUUUGGAAUUGGUGUUCCACAACAGCCAUCUGCUUCCCAGCCGUCAAGUCCAAACCCUUUAUCUCCACAACCUAACGAACUAAGUGACACUACUAAUGAAGAGCAACAGGACACCCAGAUGGAAGGUAUAGAACAGACAGAAGCCGAAGGCAUAAACACUGAUGUCAAAUUUCAAGUUUUGUCUUUGACUUUGACCUUAAGUAAAACAAGAUAUCCCAUAGCAAAAGUUAACGCCUUUGGGCUUUCCACGGAAGUAAACAUGAGCGAUGGAAACUUUACUGCCAAGGGUAAAUUGUCCAGUUUGUCAGUGACAGACAUGUCACCACAUGGUUCUCUGUACAGGGAAAAAUUUACAACUUUUGGAGAUGAAGCUCUGAGUUUUAAUUUCCACAAGUACGGUACCCCAGAUCCCGACUUGCAGAGGGAGAAUGACAUGAGUCUAAAAUUACGGAUGUCAUCUGUACAGUAUGUGCAUACAAAGCGAUUUCAGACAGAGCUGGUAGUCUUCUUCCAACAUUAUCUGCAGCUCCAGGAAGUCUUAGGCAGGAUGAGAGCUGCCUCGGAAGGAAAUGAGGUUUCUUGGAUGAUUGGACGUGGAAGUCGAGUAGCGCUUGACGUCAAAGCAGGAAAUCCAGUCAUUUUGGUACCUCGCUCAGCCAAGUCCUCACACAUGCUGGUAGCAGAUCUGGGGAACCUUACUGUUAAUAAUGGUUUUCUUUGGGAAGGUUCACCAGGCACAUUGGAACAUUCAAAACGAAGGCAACGAGCAUCAUCUCAAGGAGAUUCUGGAAUGAGUUCCCAUCGUGACUGUUUGUUGGAUAGUAUGAACAUUGAAUUGGUAGACAUGGAUCUCUUUACAGCCACAAGAGUACAAGAGAACAAUCAGCAGUCGCCUUCGAAGUUUUCUUACAAAAGCCAGGGCUUAAAACUGCUCAAAGAGAAAUGCAAACUGAAUUUAAUAGUGGAACGUAACUUGGACUGGGCAUUUAGUAGAGCAGUUCCAGACUUCAACUUCAGUGGCCGUCUUUCGUCUUUGUGUGCAUCUUUGGAUUACUCACAGUACUGUUUCAUUCUUGGAAUGCUGGGAGAAAACUUCGGGGAACCUUUGGAAGAAUUUGAGAGGCCGUCCUCAGUCAUCCAAGAUCCUCUCGGAAAGCCCCCAGAGGAAGAGGAGGUUUGGACUAGCCUGAGAAUGAGCAUUGACCUCGUGAAUGUUAGUCUAGAGCUUCUCCCCAUUCAACUCUUUGAUCACCCAGAAGAUAACCUAGACCACGCCCAGCUGCCAUCCUUGGCCAGGAUAGACUUCAUUAAAUCCAAGUUUGAGUUUGUAUCUUUCUCUGAUUGGUCAAAGACUGUUGAUUUGGUUUCAGAAGAGGUCAUCUUUGAAGACACCAGACAAAAAGGUAUGGACCUGGAUAACUCUGAUUGCUGUAUCUUCACUGACAUUCUUUUGCCAAGAAAAUCAUCAGCGUCCACCCCGGAGCAGGAGAAUUCGCUUCAGUUCGAGGUUCACUACAGAGACACGACCAGAAAAACCUUGCUAACCUUCUUGUUCAAUCACAGUCGUAUUAUGCUGAUCAUCGAUUAUUUGCUUGAUACGUACAACUUCAUCAUGUGUCGAAUGUUUAAACCCAGCACAGCUGAAGGCAAUUCCAUGGACGUGUCAGAGGAUGAUGAUCCCGCCAAGUCUUAUGAAACACCUCCUCCAUCGGCCUCAGGGGUGGCGACCAGAUGUGAGAUACCAGCACAACCGCAGCCACAGAAGACUUUUGAAAUGAAAGUGAAUAUUUCGGGAACUGAGCUCGUUGUGUUGGAGAAUGUCAAGACUGUGGACACCUACGCGGUGGUCUUAAAGAUAACAGCUGUGUUGGCAUGGCGCCCGCAUCUUCAAAGUCAGAAGUGGCUGUCAUGCAGCAUCCAAAGCCUGGAGAUGUUCUCAUGUGUUUUUUCCUGUGAAGAAGAGACUGCCCUGUCCAUCAUAGAUCCAACAUCUGCAUUAGUUGAAUUGAACAAUUCCAGGAGACAGAAAGGACGCAGAAAUGCUGGGUUGUUGGAUAUCACAGAGGAGCAGCUGCCAAGUUUAGAGAUCAACCUUCAAGGACCGCUUACCAUGCGUGUGUCAUAUAACGACUACAAGUUGUACCUUAGUAUCCUGGAUUCUGUUUCCAAGCAACUGAAUAAAGCUAUUAAAAGUGAAGUCAAUUUAAACCCUGCAGAGGAGGUUCCUGACCACGAGUUUGAUGCGAUGUCGGUAAAACGUCUUCAAGAACUGGGCUUUAGACAAGCCGAUUGUAUCAGAGCUCUUCAAGUGACGUCAGGUCGACUAGAGGCUUCCGCCACCUGGCUUCUUGAGAAUGCUACCCCUAUCAUCCAAGCACAAAGCUCCCAACAGCAAAGCAGUGCACAUGGUUGGCAGUUUGCUGGUUUUGAGGUGCGGGCUGGUGUAGUUUGUAUCUGCCUGAUUGAUGACUGUGGUGAUAGUGACGUACCACUCAUUGAAUUCAGCGCUCAAAACUUGUAUUUCUGGCAUGACCUUCAGUCCACCGGUGAUGGCGCGGCUCACUGUACUUUGAUAGUGCAGUACUACAACAGAAAUGUGUCAGACUGGGAACCUUUUGUGGAGCCGUGGAAAUGUCAAGUUCACUGGCAAGAGCAACGUAAUACGCCAAAUACAACAAACAGGUUUCUAGCCAAACUGGAUGCGCCAGAUCGUCUUGAUGUCACAGUAACAACUACUCUGAUCAACAUGAUCAAACACACUAUUGCUAGUUGGUCUGAAGACUAUUACAGACCUGAUCCGUCGCCUGUAUCAGCAGUGGCUUCAACAGAGGCCCCCAGCCUUCCCUCCAGCCUUCCCUCUAGCCGGAGUGACAGCAGACAUGAAAGUCUGAAUCAAACCACAAGCACCGAAAGUCCUCUUAGCAGUCCGACAGUAAGUAGGCCCGAGUCCAGCGCGUCCUUGUGGUCCACGGGAUCAGGAUUUCCUCGUCGGCGAUCACCCUUCGUUCCUUUUGUGCUCAGAAAUCAGACAGGGUGUGUGAUGUGGUUCAAGACAGUUACAACGACUCCAUCCAAAGUGAUCUUGACAAGCACAGGUCAGGCACUUCCUGGUUUGCCUGGCCUCGAGUCAGGAAAAAUGUCUGACUGGAGAGAAGUUUCCCCGGGGGGCGAGGCUCCCUUUGAGUUCACAUCAGGAGAGAAGUUGCGGCACAGAGACACCCACGAGUUCAACAUACAUCAGGUUAUUGUGCAAGUGGAGGGCUGGGCAUCACUAUCCCCAGUCUCUGUUGAUAGAGUUGGUACAUUCUUCAGACAAGCUCGACCUCAGAAGGUGGUCAAUAAAUCUCCGGGCGGUGAUCUUCAGCCAGCACGGGUUGUAUUUGAUGUUAGUUUGGAGGGAAGAGCACGUAAAGUAGUCACUGUUAGAUCUGCGCUGAUGGUGAAGAAUAAAAUGGACGUACCCAUGGAGAUAAAGAUGCAAGGACUUACAUCUAUGCAGGGGACUCUAUCUCUUCCAGUCAUCUCCCCAGAGUCUUCAGUUGCGAUACCACUGCGAUGUACCUCCUGGCAGCUUUACCUCCGCCCUUACGGGAAGGAGGUGGGGUUUUGUUCCCAGCCCAUAGAAUGGAGAAGCGUUUUAAGGAGUUAUACUACGAUGGGAUGUGCACGGGAAUGUUAUCCUGUGUCCACCGCUAGCCAGUCUGUAGAGAAAUUCAGGUUCUGUGUGGCAGUUAAGAGGGAGGGCUACCCAGAAGACGUUUUUCAUCCGGAGGGCAUUCAAACGAGUGCUCUUAAUGCGAUGCCUCAACCAGGUCACACUCUGACAAUCAUGUACCCAGUGAUGCUAGUGAACCUUUUGCCGUGUGAAUUGAACUACCAGGUGAAAAAUACACCUGCUAAAGGAAACUUGAAGGCGGGAAAGUCUGUUCCUUUGUAUACUGCUGAUCCAGAGAGGGCUCUCGAUCUCGGCAUCAGCAUUGAAAACUUCACAUAUUGUGAUAACAUUCGAAUUUCAAGAAGAAUGAGCUUUGUUGAACAUCCAAUCAUCCAUGUAGAACUCCAGGAUACCAAGAGAAGAUCUCUGAUACUAAACGUCAAGGUUUCCAUAAAACCAGAUGGCUCAUUGAGAGUUUCCAUUUAUGCUCCUUACUGGAUGAUUAACAGGACGGGGAUCCCACUUGUGUUUAAGCAAGAAGGUGUUCCUCAUGACAUGGCGGGCCAGUUUGACGAACACGAAAUGGCGCGGAGCUUGACUCCUUUGCUGUUUUCUUUCUCUGACAGAGAGGCUGCCACAAGAUGCCAAAUGAGAAUUGGUAGAAGCUAUCAACCUGGAAGCGGGAAGCCUUUAUGGAGUAAUCCCUUUUCACUUGACAAUUCACGAGAAUAUACACGUGUUCACGCCAGGCAAGGUGGAAGCCGGCCUGACAAGGUGUACGACAUUGGUAUUGACGUGCGUUUUGGCCAGGGGCGAUAUCGUGAUACAAGAAUUGUUACUCUUGCCACUCGAUAUCAGCUGGAAAACAGGACUCAACAUACUCUAGCUUUUUCACAGAGGCACUUCGUCAGAGAGCAGGAAGCAACCAACCCAGAGGGAACACUCACUGCCAUGCCAGGGGCUCUAGUGCUUUUCCAUUGGGCCAGAACAGACUUGGACCAACUUUUGUGUAUCAGGUUAAAUGAUGUUUCUCACUGCAAGUGGUCUGGAGGCUUCAGGAUCGAUCAGGACGAUUCUUUUCAUAUUAACAUGAGGAGUCUGAAUGACUGUUCGCUGUUUGUGAGAGUGGAGGUGGUGCAAAGAGGAGCAACAUUUCACGUUCUGUUCACCGAUGCCUCCCAGCUUCCUCCUCCGUUCAGAAUUGACAACCUGUCAGAGGUGCCGAUCACUUUCUAUCAGUGUGGAACCGAAGACAAGACAAAAACCGUUCUUCAGGCAAAACAAUCAGUGCCCUACUCAUGGGAUGAACCCACUCUGUUACCUGAGCUGUCUGUUGGGGUGAUGGGAGGUGGAUCUUUCACUCGCUAUCAAAUGGAUGAUCUUGGAGGAGGCGAUAGGCUCUACUAUUACAAUCCCAUAUACGUCGUUUUUACUCAUACAUUUGCUAGCGUUGAUGGACACAUUUGUGGCUCAGUUCACCUCAAACCUGAAUUAGCAGAAGACGAAUCGUGCCUUGAUAUGAGAGAGCUUGUGUUAGAUGUUCCUCAAGGAUCAGCGGUUCUGCUCAGAAGAAAGGAACCCCACAAAAGAUCGCAGCUUUGGCGACUGACUGGCGCGGGACAGUUGCGUCAUGAAGGUUCCUCCCCUCCCUCCGCGAAGCCGUCGUCGUCCAAUGGUGGAAGAGUGUUGGAUAUUGACAGCUUGGCUCCACCCACCUGUGGCAAGUACGUGCGACUCGUGCUGAGUAAAUGUAACCCGAGGCGAGCGCAUUCACAGAAGUGGUCCUUCACAGAGGACAAUCGCAUGAAAUGUGAUCUUCCUGGAUUGUAUGUCCAACCAAGAGGUGGUUUUAACGGAUUAAGAGAUGGUGUAGAUGCAGUGCUUGGUCCUGCGAACAUUACUAAAGAGGAUCAGAUUCCCAUCGAACAGUGCAUCAGCACGUGUAAGCUAAGGCCUGGCUCAGGCUGCCUUGGAGUUAAGAUUCUGGCAGAUGGUCCAACACGAGUGCUGCAGAUCACUGACUGCUUACAGCAGGUGAGACCAUCUGAUGACGAAGCCGAGAAGGAAUGGAUGCUAGUCGAACGGAAAGGUGGUAUGAGGCAACCAAUUGUGAGUAGCCUGGGUACCGAAAGGGAUUGCUCAGCGCUUGAAGUACAAGUUCGCUUGGUUGGAGGGAUUGGUGUGUCUGUUAUUAACUCUGUGCCAGAGGAGUUGGUGUUCAUAAAUCUGGAACAAAUCGAGGUGGACUACUUAAGAAGCUCAAAGCUGGAAACGCUCGAAGGCAGUAUUGGUCGUAUACAGAUCGACAAUCAAAUGUUCGCCAGUCAGCUUCCGGUGCUUCUCUUCCCCUCCAUCCCUGAAAAAGGCUCCAAAGAAGAGACCCUGUCAAAACAGCCCUCGCUCCGUGUGUCAGCCUCCAAAGAACCCUGCAGACUUCCAAAUGUGGAAAUAUUCAAGGCACUUGAUGUUUCACUACGAAAGAUGACUCUUCAGAUCGAGGAAUUGUUGCUGCUCAAGCUUCUUCAGUUCUUCGGUUAUGUCCAACAGGAUGAUGACAUUGCUGGAGCAAACCAGGAGGAAGACGAGUGCCUUUAUGCCACACAAAGGCCGACAUUGCCAAGUUCAUCUGGUUCCUUAAAGAGGUAUUACUUCGAGCAUGUUCAGCUGAACUCCACCCAAAUAAAGCUGUCUGUAUCCAGUGCUGGAAGGCUCCCAGAAGAUCUUCAGAGUCUGAAAAGUAGUCUGGGGCUGAUUCUGGUGAACUUAGAGGAUGCCACAGUUGAUUUAGAAUCUUUCUCUCGAUCCCAUCCGUUUGACACCUUGUCUUCUUACCUGGACUCCAUCAGCAAACAUUAUACUGAGGAAAUCUUCAGUCAAAAAAUAGCUAUCGUGGGCUCAGUCGAUUUGCUCGGAAAUCCCAUGGGACUACUCAAUGACGUGUCAUCUGGCCUUGAGGGACUGGUAAAGAGAGGCAAUGUCGGAGGAUUAUUUGUAAACGUGGCUCACGGAGUCUCUGACUCGGCAGCUAAGAUCACCGGUUCUCUGUCUGAUGGUUUGUGGAACGCAUCCAUGGACAGUAAAUUCCAGGAGAGCCGUGAUGCAAUGCGGGCUGAGAGGUUUAGCAGCUCCAAAGAUCACUUUGUGGCUGGCGUAAAAGGCCUUGGCAUGGGUAUUGUUGGUGGACUCACAAGCAUUGUAACACAACCAAUAGAGGGAGCACAUACUGCAGGACUCUCAGGUUUCAUUUCUGGUAUUGGUAAAGGGAUUGUGGGAACAGUUACCAAACCAACCGCUGGAGUUCUGGACUUUGCGUCUGGGGCUGCAGCAGCCGUUCGCGGACAAGCGACGCGUAGCUCCAGAUAUCUCCCGCCAAAACAAGCGCGCUUACGAAGGAAUUGUUUUGGACCAAGUGGUGCUAUCCCGCGGUUCUCCUCGACGCACGCUGAAGGCCAGGAAAUCAUGCUGAAGUUAAAUGAAGGCAACUUUAACGAAAAGUUUGUAUUAUCGGAGUCUGUCAGACGCGAUAAGGAAGACCGCCUUAAAGCCAUUGUCACUACAGAGGCAGUGUACUUUGUGCGAGCCCGUGGGACACCCUCACCGGAAGCUAUUGUUCUCCUGGUGCGGUUUUCCGAUCUCUUUGUUUGCCAACCUAUUCCAGGUGACGGCAAGGAUUACAUCGAGCUUAUCAUGAAGGCGGAUAAUAGCAGUGUGCCAACACCAUCCAAGAACCCCAGUAAAAGACCUAGGGUUAGAUGCGACAAGAAUGUUAUCGCUCAGAAGGUGGCACAGAAGAUCAACUAUGCAAAGAACCUCUACGAUGAGGUACAGCAAACGGUGAAAGUGGAACUCAAGGAACCGACUUCCCCAGUUUAACUACUGGCCAACUGUGAAACAGUCCAGAGAAGAAAGACGUGUGACUACAAUGGCACAAUAAAUUGAGGAGUCGACUGAGAUUCACGCGGAAACUACUGGGUUCGAGUGGUUGAAGACCAAAGGAGAAAGAAGGUAGUAGCUGAUUAGCUGAAGUAGGUGCCAACAGUCAAAUCUACCUAAUCAAGGAAAUCAUAGUCGUUUAUCACGCUCACAAAAAAUAUCGUCUCAGUGAUAACGCUAAGAGAAGAACUUAAUAUUUGAUGGUUUUUUUUUUAAUUUGAUUACGAGUGUCAACCUUAUAACUUCUUAAAUUGAUAACAAUGUAAUUUCUUGUUCCAAUUUCAAUACAUUAUCAUACAAACCAGGUAUGAGAAUAUGCCAACUUAUCAACUAGAGAGGUUGUGGCGACACACUGUGACACGCUCAACUGUUCUUAACUAUCGUACAUGGAAAUUUAUCGUAAAGAAAGGAGAGUUACUAAUCACUCGUAGGUAAAGAAAAGGUUUUGAAAUAGUAUCUUUGAAGAGUUCAAACUAUAAUUGAUUCAGAAAACUUUGAAGAUGUUUUUCUUUCAACCAUUUGUUCAUUAAUGAACAAGAUGAAUUUACGAAUAGGAGAGGGUUACUCUUCAAUUAGCAAAGUAGUAUCGCGAACUGUUUUGUUUGUUUGUUUUUCAAUUUAAUGUUUAACAGAAUUAAUAUUAGAAUGGUCAGUAUUGUUGUUUAUGAGGCAGGGCAACUGGUUUAUUUGUAUAUGUAAUCGAAUGGGGCCGAGUAAAAUUAAGGAUUAAUAUCACGCGUGUUUUCGGAAGUUGCUGAAAUUGCCCGAG